AUGAGUGUCACUUUGCAUCCCGCUUCCCACACCACAUUUCAUGACUUGAUUGCAAUGGAAGAAGAAAUUGAGGAUUUGUUGAUGGAAGAGGAGGAAAUAUUAAGUGAAACCCAAACCUCCAAGUUUGAAAACCCGGAAGAUGCGGUUAAGAAGAAGAAUGAGAUCAAAGAGAUUUUAAAGAAGUUUUAUGAAGAAUAUGCCAUGCCACCACCACCACCACCACCUACUCAAAGUAGUAGUUAUUGUUCUAGUGAUACUACUACAAUGAGUACAAGUAGUAGCCGAGGGGGAAAGAAACGAAGGCAAAUGACCGAAAAUUGGAGAAAAGAGACUCGAGCAAAUGAUGUUGUGGUAUUGAAGCAUGAGAUUGAUAGGUACAUCACCGACCCUAUUGAAGAUGUGGUUGAUGAAUUUGAUGUUUUGAAGUGGUGGAAAUUGAAUGGGGUUAAGUAUCCGGGGUUGGCACUUAUUGCAAAGGAUGUGCUUGCCAUCCCGGUAUCAACGGUGGCUUCGGAAUCAUGCUUUAGCACGGGUGGUCGGGUAGUUAAUUCAUUUCGUGCUUCUUUGACUCCUAAGAUUGUGGAGGCCUUAAUUUGUUCUCAAAAUUGGUUAAGGUCGGAUGACAUUUCCUCUUUACAAUAUGAGCCAACAAUUCAAGAGAUGGAGUUCUAUGAAUCGAUUGAAUUAGAUAUUAUAAGUUCAUCCACACCUAGCACCAUAGCUCCAACUAUUUUUCAAUGUUAG
Messenger RNA from Prunus armeniaca (apricot), 744 nucleotides. The record is from the annotation of a GenBank genome assembly. NCBI's taxonomy places the organism in Eukaryota, Viridiplantae, Streptophyta, Magnoliopsida, Rosales, Rosaceae.